AUGUGGAACAAGGGCGUCUCUUCGUUGUCAUUGCUGCGAUCCUCUCUCUUUCGUGCUCAGAGCACAGCAAAACCCCGGACGAUACCCGUACAAAGCACCAUGUUGCCUCGCGGCACCUUUGAGGGCAAAGUAGCUCUAGUCACUGGUGGCGGCACGGGCUUGGGCAAGGGCAUCGCAACCAAAUUAUCGGAUCUUGGCGCCACCGUUGCCAUCAUGAGCCGAAAGCGCGUUGUCGUGGAUAUGGAAGCCAAGAAAAUCCAGGAGCUCACAGGUAAUAAGGUGAUUCCUCUCAUAGGAGACGUACGUGACAUUGAUCAGGUAAAAAAGGCGCUAGACGAACUGGACAAGCAGGCGGGUAUACCUACGGUCGUGGUAAACAACGCAGCGGGGAAUUUCAUUUCACCCUUCGAGCGACUAAACGCCAAAGGAUUUAGCACAAUUGUGGACAUUGUACUGAAGGGAACGGCCAAUGUGACGCUGGAUGCGGGCAAGCGCAUGAUCCAUCACGAGAAAGGAGGCGUGUUUCUUAACAUCACCACGACGUACGCCGAAACGGGCUCAGGCUACGUUGUGCCUUCUGCUGCAGCUAAAGCUGGUGUUAGCGCAAUGAUUAAGUCGCUGGCGGUGGAGUGGGGCAAGUACGGCAUCCGAUUUGUGGGUAUCGCUCCUGGUCCGAUCAAGACCAAGGGCGCUUUUGACCGUCUUGACCCGUCGGGAGCAUAUGAAGAGGUCAUGCUUCAGAACAACCCGCUGAAGCGCUUUGGUGAAGUGGAGGAGCUGGCCAAUUUAGCAACCUACGUGAUGAGCGACUACGCCAGCUGGCUCAAUGGCGAGAUUAUUCGCUUUGAUGGAGGAGAAACGGUCUCGAAUGCUGGCGAGUUUAACAUGUUUCGCUCUGUUAGUAAGGAAAAGUGGGACGAUUUUGAAGCCAUUAUUCGUGACUCCAAUACCAAAAGCAAGAAGUAA
Peronospora belbahrii is the source of this 966-nucleotide messenger RNA. Lineage: Eukaryota; Oomycota; Peronosporomycetes; Peronosporales; Peronosporaceae. The record is from the annotation of a GenBank genome assembly.